AUGGCUGACACUGUCUUCCCCGAAGUCCUCUGGGCCCAGCGAUCCUCCGUCGCCGACCCCGCCAAGAACUUCAUCUACCUGACCCUCACGGUCCCCGACGUGCCCAAGGAUGGCCUCACCCUCGACCUCAAGCCCACCAGCCUCAACUUCACCGGCACCUCAUCCACUCUCAAGAGGAAGUACCACGUCGAGCUCGAGUUUUGGGGCGAGAUCGACCCCGCCGAGAGCAAGAUCAACCACACUGCCAAGAACAUUGAGAUCAAGCUUCACAAGAAGGAGCUCAAGGAGGAGUACUGGCCUCGGUUGCUCAAGGAAUCCAAGCGUGUUCACUUCCUCAAGACCGACUUUGACAAGUGGGUCGACGAGGAUGAGCAGAACGAGGCUCCCGAGGACGACUUCUCUCAGUUUGGCGGCAUGAACGGCAUGCCCGGUAUGGGCGACAUGGGUGGUGACUUUGGCGGCAUCGACUUCUCCAAGCUCGGAGGCGGUGCUGGUUUCCCCGGUGCUGAGGGAGCAGGCGACGACGAUGAGGGUGACGAUGAUGACGACGAGGACAUGCCCGCUCUUGAGGGCGACGACAAGAAGGAGGCUGACAAGCCCGCUGCUGCCGCCGCUGCCCCUGCGGCCACCGAGAAGAAGGACUAA
Messenger RNA from Fusarium keratoplasticum, 645 nucleotides. RefSeq names its product CS domain-containing protein. NCBI's taxonomy places the organism in Eukaryota, Fungi, Ascomycota, Sordariomycetes, Hypocreales, Nectriaceae. The record is from RefSeq and is a predicted model, not a curated record. Gene Ontology annotation, cellular component: cytosol; nucleus. The transcript has 3 exons. Gene Ontology annotation, biological process: chaperone-mediated protein complex assembly; protein folding. Gene Ontology annotation, molecular function: protein-folding chaperone binding; Hsp90 protein binding. The coding region runs from base 1 to 645 and encodes 214 amino acids.